CAGAUGUUUCCUCACCGUUGUAUUGACGUAAUUCUAACCUGUGAUAGACACGUUGUUCUCACGUGAAGAAUCUAAUCGUUUGAUAAAUAAAACAUAUGGCAGACAAUCAUUGCAUGUAUUUUGUCAAGCGGAAGAAACGUUUCUGCCGUAUGACAGUGCGAGAGGGCAAACGAUAUUGCGGCGAGCAUCAACAAGACGCGAACGAUGCAGGUGAUGAAAGAGUCGAGUGUCCACUAGAUCCUAAGCACACGUGUUAUCAAUCGAAAUUAACGAAGCAUUUAAACGUGUGCAACGCUAAACAAAGAUUAGACGCGCAGCCUGCGUUUGUGGUCAAAGGCGUGAACUUGGACAGCGAGACGACGACAGUGACACUGCACGUGCCAUUAUCGCAGCUUGACGAAACUGUGGUGAAUACGGUGAUAAAGAAGAUCCACUCCGCCUAUGAAAAAUUGCCAAAAUUUUCGACGGUCAUACUCCAACACGACACGUUGAAAGCUAGAUUGAGCGACGAACCUUGCGGCAAUAAUGCAAGAAAACACUUGCUUCAAAAUGCAUCUUUGCUUGGACAUUUAGAGCAAGCUGGUCUCCUACAGGAUGAUACUUGUUUUAUUGAAUUUGGAGCGGGAAGAGCUCAAUUAACAUAUUGGUUGGGGCAGAUUAUAAAACACAAAUCGAACAGUUGCAUUUUGCUGGUUGAUCGUUCCAGUCAUCGGCACAAAAAUGACAAUAAACUCAAAAGAGAAGAGAGCUGUUUAAUGGUAAAGAGAGUGCAUGCGGACAUUGCCGAUCUGCGGUUGAACCAGAUCGCGGAGAUGCAGUCAAUUAAAAACAAAGUUGGUAUAGCGAAGCAUCUUUGCGGCACGGCGACAGAUCUGGCGAUACGCUGCCUGGUAAAGUCAAUGAACGAUGAGCCCAAAGUCAACGUUUGCGGCCUAGUCGUCGCGUUUUGCUGCCAUCACAAAUGCGAGUACUCGUCUUACAUAGGCAAAGAAUACCUACAACAGUGCGGCUUCACCGCAGACGAGUUCCCUGUUUUGUGCAAAAUCGUCAGUUGGGCGACUUGUGGCGGUCGUUUGAAAAAUGAUGCUAAAUCGCAACAUGAAGUCUUCAACGAGCAACAUAGUGGGAAGGAUAUCGAUCAAUCUUCGGAAUUAUUAAAUGAACGCGAAUUUGUCGGGCGGAAAGCUAAAACGCUACUAAACUGGGGUCGCUUGGUGUUUUUGCAAAGCGUUGGAUUUCAGGCUGAACUAUUUUAUUACACCUCCACCAACGUUUCCUUAGAAAAUAUGUGUAUUGUGGCGAAACAAGAACGAGAACGAGAACGUUCAACGUGAUACAGACAUUUUACGUUUAUCGCUUAUAGUGUUAUUUCAACAUUUACAUUAUUUUUAACUCUAUUCGUCAAUAAAUACAUUCUUAUGUAAUUUAAA
Molecule: messenger RNA, 1430 nt
Organism: Ooceraea biroi (clonal raider ant)
Lineage: Eukaryota; Metazoa; Arthropoda; Insecta; Hymenoptera; Formicidae
Product: tRNA:m(4)X modification enzyme TRM13 homolog
Biological process (GO): tRNA methylation
Source: RefSeq, a predicted model, not a curated record